Messenger RNA from Suillus clintonianus, 3771 nucleotides. RefSeq lists its product as uncharacterized. The record is from RefSeq and is a predicted model, not a curated record. Lineage: Eukaryota; Fungi; Basidiomycota; Agaricomycetes; Boletales; Suillaceae. The transcript is spliced from 15 exons. Bases 1 to 3771 code for a protein of 1256 amino acids. Gene Ontology annotation, biological process: DNA integration; DNA recombination. Gene Ontology annotation, molecular function: DNA binding.
AUGGCCCCUCCGAGGUGGACAACGGCAGAGGAGCUUUUAUGGCUGCAAACCGAAGUGCCAACAUACCUGCAGAUGCAGAAAGAAAAAAAACUUAAUCGAUUCUUCGAACUUCUGUACCCAAAGUGGUUCAGCAAUUUCCCUGAACACAUGAGAAUUUUUUCAAGUGAAAACUCACCCAACGAGGCCGCCAACAUCAAUCAAUCUGAUCUGGACUUAGAGGAGGCCAUCAAUGAGGUCAACACCGAGCUGGAUCAUGAGAACAGUAUAAGUGAUGUGGAAAAACUCACCAAUUUGGACACAGAACAGACAAAGGUGCUCAAUGACGCCAUCAACCAACGACGUAAAAAAUUGCGGGAGUGGUUUAGAAACAAUACAAAAGGAAAGACUACACCUGGUGGGACAUCGACCAGCAAAAUGCUAUCCGCGUUGCUUGGCCAGCGUGCACGAGGCACCCGAGACCUCAAGGAAAUUGAAGUAUACUCCCAACUUCACUAUGAGUCAAAAGUCAAGCCCUUAGUUUCUGAUGACAUCAAGGAGAAUAAACUGGUACUACCUGAUCAAAAGCUUUGUGCUGUCCGGCAACACACAAGUGAAUGUUUCGCAAAGGAGCCAGAAGAUGUGAAGGACGAGGUUCACGAUGAGACAGUACAUAUUAAUGCUGCCAGAAAGUUGGGAUCAGUUGCAGCAGGGCAAGAUCGGACAAAGGAGGAAAUUUACCAUGCAAUUCAAGAGUUGCCCAUCGUGCUGGGCGAUAUCAUGACAUUGAGUUAUCAUCAUGGUAAAACCCUGGAGGGUUUUAGCUUUAAGGCGUCAACGCCUAACUUCCAUGAACAGUUUUUGUUGCCAUUUGAAAGACACCUGGGUCGCAUAUAUGGUUCUUCUGCAAAGGGAACUUCGGUUCCUACAUCUACAUCCAGUUCCCCUCCUCCAUCGACUACUGACCUAUCUUUGCCAUCUCCACCUAGUUCGCCUCCUUUGUUGACCAUGGACCUCACUCCAACAUCCGCACUUGCUUCAUCUCUUCCUCCAUUGACUACUGACCUUGCUGUACCAACCCUGUCUCCUCCAUCAACCAUGGUUGAUGUGUUGCCUGUCCACGAGGCCACAUUGGCGCAUAAUUCAGAGCCCUUGGUAUCCUCGGAACUCACUGUCACGACGCAAGCUGCGCUUAAUCCAGAGCCCUUCAUAUCCUCGGAACUCACUGUCACGACGCAAGCUGCGCUUAAUCCAGAGCCCUUCGUAUCCUCGGAGCUCUCUGUCACGAUGCAGGCUGCCAAUAAUCCAGAGCCCUUGGAACCCCUGGAGCUCGCUGUCACAAUGCAAGCUGCCAAUAAUCCAGAGCCCUUGGAAUCCUCAGAGCUUGCUGUCACGACGCAAGCUGCCAAUAAUCCAGAGCCCUUGGUAUCCUUAGAACUCGCUCUCACGAUGCCAACUGUGCAUAAUCCAGAGCCCUUGGUAUCCUUAGAACUCACUCUCACGAUGCCAGCUGCGCAUAAUCCAGAGCCCUUGACGCUUGGGACGCCCAGGAUGUCCUUCCACUCAAGCAAAGGUCCAAAGGAGGCCAACAAAAUUGGUGGUACCAGCUCGCAGCAAGGAACGAAGGCAGCACCUAAGAGGAAGUGCAACACUGCACAGCCCAUUUGGCUCACCGAUAACAAAGGCGUCGCAUCCGAGUUGGGUGCGAACACUGCAAACAAUACAAGGACCAACUACGCUGGGCACGUCCGACGCGGGUGGGAAUGGCUGGCGAGCCACUUCGACAAUUUGAGCAGGUCUGCUACAAGCCCCAACAACGUGUCCAAAGACUCACCAGCACUUAGUAUGCUGCCACUGCCUGCUGGUGUCGCAACAGAUGCAGACGAUGACGUAUAUGAUGAUCCUGCAUUCAAGGACGUGUUCGAUAGCAUACCAAACGGAUGCUCCGACAAAGCAUUGGCACUCUUUAUGUCUCUGAAAGGGUUCCAUGAGAACUUGAGUAAGACAACUGUCGAGAGCAUCCGUUCGGCAUUUAAGAAGCUGUGGGAGCUAUCAAAUGGUGACAGAUUCCGUGGUAAAUGGCACUUCAACGAGGCCAAGCAGUGCUGGGAGGGAAAUCCUGCUAAUUCAGGGGAUGUCUAUGAUGUGCUGUCAUCGGUCAAGCACAAGGCAAGUGCGGAGGGCAGAGAUCGGACUCACUCGAUGGCAAUGACAAAAGACUACAUGAAUCAGACACUUCGAUGGCAUCAGGCCACGUGUCCACUCGAGAUCGCGCUGCAGAUGAUUUGGAAGGUAAUGAGUGGCACUCAGCCUUCAGAUGUGCAUCUAGACCUAGAAACAAGAUCACGACUCACCCGUCAUCUCGAACAAGUCACGUUCGAAGCCAACACAUGGACACUGUGGACGAGAUGUUUUGAGCUCAUCAAGUUGCAGCGAAAGGACAUAUCACUCGAUAUGCCCAUGUUGGAUGAAGUGCUAAAAAUGUACCUCGCAGGCAAGACACUGGCACUAAGUGAGUGCCAGUCUCACUUUGAGAUCUUCCUCUCGAACCGUAAAGGGUGGCAACGGAAGGUCGACAAGGGCCAGUGGGAAGCGGAUUUAAGAUCAAAUCACUACAAGAUCUAUCCACGCCCAGACAUCCUGGCCUGUGACAACUUUUUUUGGACGUUGUUCUGGAUCAAAUGGCUGGAGCACUUUCACUAUGGACGCUCACUUCAACCCAACGACUUCAUCUUUCCCGCAAUGGGUGCCAGCAGGGUGGUACAGCCUGGCCAACUGAUAUCUCAUGAUACAGUACAAAAGUGGAUCAACGAGGCUACAACAGGCACUGGCAUUCUCGGCAACUUCUCAACCCACUGCUUUCGUCGUGGGGGUGCACAGUGGUGGGGUGGAUGGGCCAAAGGCGAGCAUCGCGACACACUUGUUCGUUAUCUACUCGAUGAAUUACAUGCCUAUGAGAAUGACUACAGUGAUGCCCUUGCCCCCAUCACCCGUGGUGCUAACGCCUCCCUCACUGGUGAACAAGCUCUCAUGAGACCGGUGUCUAUAGAAGAGCUUCGCAUGGUUCAUUCAUCUGUCACGACAGAUGUCAACAACCUGCGCAACGACAUCAGAUCGGUUCACAACUCACUGUGCACGCUAACCAAUGUGAUGGUGCAGGCAGCCUGCACCACAGCAACUGCUCUGCAACUUCAAGGUGAUUCCUCCCGGCGCUUCGCCAUCAUCUCUGACUCUCAGGCUGAGUCAUGUGCCUCCAAGUCUUGCACACCACAGCCAACUCCACCAUACACCCCAUCCCGCGAAGGAGGACACCUCACAGCCACACACCGCCCUUCACCCAGAGCUGUCACCAGCCAGAGCAGCAUCCUCACUUCACAACAACCCGCCGCUACUAAAACUACCCCACCAUCCAAGAACACCACCUCCCAAUCCCUCCCUACCGCUGGCCUUGUAAUUCCCCAUGUGCCUGUCACUCGUCCAAACGGCACAACCAGCCCGAAGAGUAAGUCCUGGAAGGAGAUCGUCGAGCAUUGGCUCGUCGGCAACCCAGACAGGGGAUUGAGGAUGCCACUCAAAGAUUGGCCGAAGGAGUGGUACCAAGGCGCCAAUCGACGAUUCGCGUCAAAGUACCAUCAAAGGGCAACCAUCGUGCUGGAAUUCAUCAACGAGUACGAGUCGAACGAGUCGUGUUUCCUCACAGCAUAUCCAGAGGCCGAAAUGGGACACACGCAGUUGCUGAAGGCCAUCAACAAGGCACGCACUGCCCUCAUGCAGCACGUCUCUCGCAAAAAGUGA